CAAACCUUGAAGCUAAAGAUUGGACGUAACCUCCACACUUCAAGACUGAAAGUGAGAGAGAGAGAGAGAGACUGAGAAUAAACCCUAUUACAGACUGCAGUGAACCCAGUGGCUAAGUUUAGUGUGUGUGUUCUGUGAAGAAGUCAUGAAGACCCCAUUUUGGACCCUGUUACUCUUAAGCUUGAGCGUCACGGGUCAUAGUGACUGCCAAGGGGACUGUUUAACCUGUGGACUCCUCCUACCUGAACAUCAAGCUUUUAAUACAUUGGUAUGCAUUUUGGAAUGUGAGGCACAGGCAUCUCGAGCCUUGACUUGGGAUUUGUGUUACCAAGCAGCGGGUCUGAACCAGCUUCCCCUACCAUUACAGCAGGAGGAAACUUCAAAGCGCUCUGAGGACGAAGCGGAGCCUCUGGCCACAGUGAGCAUAGAGAAUGAUAAUGGUGUGGAGUAUACUGAAGCUUUGGAACGGUUUCGACACGCAGCACAAGCUCUCCGCAGCCAGCAUCCGUCAGAGGAGGAGACCUCACAUAAAUUCGGAAUUUCAUAUGACCCAGAUCUUGACCCGGGGACAGAGGAGGAACAGGAUGGCGUUGAUGUGGGAGAGGAGAAGAGCAGCGAGGCAGCCGUCAGUUUAUCCAAACGAUUCGGAGGGUUUAUGAAAGGCCGCCACGGGUUCCGAAAGUUGGUGAGCUCCGGAAGGCCUUUGCAAAAACGCUAUGGUGGUUUCAUAGGGAUCCGAAAAUCUGCCCGCAAGUGGAACAACCAGAAGCGUGUGAGUCAGUUACUGAGGCAGUACCUGAGCUUGACGGGCCGCUCGGGCCGUUCAGGUCGAUCGGGCCACAUCAGCAACCUCUCCGCCAGAAUCCAAAGACAGAAUGAAGUGUAGUACAAGCCUCUCUGGUCUUUUCACUUACCUCAACUCGACUGCUCAUCAGCCAUCAGUAACUGUGAUCAUCUAUCAUGCACCACAGCCAAGAACGAGAUAAAUCUGUGUUUAAUGAUCACACAAGAGGAAUAUUUUGUAGCGUCGGUUUUUAUCAUUGACAUUUUCAUGGUGCCGUUCCUGACAUAAAUCAUUAUUAGGCUAAAUAUUGCUGAUGAGAACCACUGAUUGUUAAUUUGAGAAACAAUACUUUUAGAAUUAACUUGCAACAUUGUGGAAAAAAUAAAUGGCAAAGCAGUGACACUUGAAUUGAGCACGUGAAUCAGUUACAAUGAGAGCAGUUGUGUUUAGUGGAGUAUCAGGGCAUCAGGUUUUCUUGUUUUGUUUUGGGGAUUGACCUUACUGAGAGAAAAGCACUUUAUAUUUUUACUUUACACAUUGUAUACUGUGCUAAAAUUGGUUGUUUUGCACAGAUGGAUUAAAGGCCUAGAGCAAUCAGACAGCUGGAUGUUUUCUUAAAUUCUAUAUUUGCUCCUAAAUUAAUAGCUGAUUGUAUUCUGUCCAAAAUUAAUAUAUAAAAAGGAAUACUUGUGUAACUGUAUGAUGUUCUCCAAUGAGUGUUUGAGUGCUGCCCCCUAGAGCUCAUACUACAAAUUGUUGCUGCUGUAAUUUAUUUAUUUAUUUUGAGGCAACAUCACGCCGAAUAUGACCACAUUUCCUGACAGAUAUACGUGAAAUAAGUGUCUUGAGAAAUAACAGUUGUCUCGGUGACAGUCCUAGGCUACAAAAACAUGAAGGAAAAUAAUAAUAAAAAUAAUAAUAAAAAAAAAAAAAAAACGUAGAAAAAAGUUGAAACUCACCCCGUGAGUAUCAGAAAACCUGUAGGCAUUAGCUUUACUUCUGCUCAUGACAUUGCGUUAUUUUGGCGCGGGGCUACAUGUUUGUUUGAACAAUGUUCAGGAAACCUGUCUGAAAACAGUCGUUAUUUUUGCAAUUCCAUUUGGUGCCACAUAAGUAGCAUCUUUAAAUGUUUGGUUGCAACUCAUUUUCAGACAAGACUGUCAAUUAAUAUUUAUUUCUAUUUAGCAUGCGUUCCACAUUUUAUGCAUUGAUUUAUGCAUGAAAAUAUUAUACAAAUGAGUUCAGCAUAGUGCUUGUCAUACUCUUUCUCACAUUAACACUAAUUGGAUAAUGUCUAAAACUCACUUUAAAAAAUAAAUAAAUUUCCGGUUCAAGACAAUAUAAGCUCAAUUGACAGCUUUUGUGGCAUAAUAUUGCUUACCACAAAAAUUAAUUUCGACUCAUCCAUCCUUUUCUUUUAAAAAAAGCUAAAAUCGAGUUAAAGAGAGGCACAAACAGUUGAAGUCAGAAGUUUACAUACACUUGGGUUGAAGUCAUUAAAACUAAUUUUUUAUCCACUCCACAGAUUUAAUAUUAGAAGAAGUCGUUUAGGACAUCUACUUUGUGCAUGACACGAAUAAUUUUUCCAACAAUUGUUUACAGACAGAUAGUUUCACUUUUAAUCGACUACCACAAUUCCAGUAGGUCAGAAGUUUACACACACUAAGUUAACUGCCUUUAAGCAGCUUGGAAAAUUCCAGAAAAUGAUGUCAAGCCUUUAGACAGAUAGCCAAUUAGCUUCUGAUAGGAGGUGUACCUGUGGAUGCAUUUUAAGGCCUACCUUCAAACUCAGUGAAUCUUGCUUGACAUCUUGAAAAAAUAAAAAGAAAUCAGCCAAGACCUCAGAAAAAAAAUUGUGGGCCUCCACAAGUCUGGUUCAUCCUUGGGAGCAAUUUCCAAACGCCUGAAGGUACCACUUUCAUCUGUACAAACAAUAGUAUGCAAGUAUAAACACCAUAGGACCACGCAGCCAUCAUACCGCUUUGGAAGUUUCCUAGAGAUGAACGUAGUUUGGAGCGAAAAUUGCAAAUCAAUCCCAGAACAACAGCAAAGGACCUUGUGAAGAUGCUGAAGGAAACAGGUAGACAAGUAUCUAUAUCCACAGUAAAACGAGUCCUAUAUCGACAUAACCUGAAAUGCUGCUCAGCAAGGAAGAAGCCACUGCUCCAAAACCACCAUAAAAAAGCCAGACUACAGUUUGGAAGUGCACAUGGAAAAAAAUAUCUUCGGAUUCGGAGGGGCAGGGGUGGCUGGGGUUGGAUGGGGGGCCUCCAAGUAGGAUUUCGUUUAGAGCCCCCAUAUGCUUAGAAAAGACCCUGGCGAACGAUGUCACAUCGCAGCUGCUUGAGGCUGUAUACACGCGUUGAAACGAAUGUUCUAAACUGUUUGUCUUGAUGGCAGAAGUAGCACCUGCAGCACAAAAUGUGUGUUUACUGCGACUUGACUUUCGACUUUCAGUGUAGACAGCAUCAUUAUUUAUAAUGGGAGUGAUUUGCUUUUGUCACGCCGUCCCGCUCGCAUCUUGUGUAGACACUAGACAGGGUGUCAGUGCCUCACUGUUGCCCAGAUUUUUGUUGUUUUUUAAAGAAAAGGAGGGGCAAGUCAAAAAUGUUUGUGGUAAUCAGUACAAUGCCACAAAUGCUGUUUCUUUGAGCUGAACUUGUACUGAACCUGGAAUAUUCCUUUAAAACCACCAACAUGUAAAGAAUGAGCAGAUAGUCUUUAAGUGUACUUUUACAGUAUUCUACAUUUACAUGCUUGAUUGUAUCUGUGUAAACUCAUUCUUCAAGCAUUUUUGGAAAGCAAGUUUUUCUUUUAAUCCUUUCCACUUGUACAUGAACUGCACAUAAAAGGCCAAUAAAAUAAUUUUAAAAUUGUUCAUUAUUUGUCAUGCACAAAUGACAAGCCUUUGAAAGUUGCAUAUUUUAUCUUGUGUCUUUUUAAUAAUACGUAACAAUAUCUCUCUUUUUUCAAUAUAGUGUUACACUUUCAAAUCAUUUAUAUGUUCCCUAGGUUAUGAUCCAGUAUUGUACAUGUAAGACCUUAACACUGUUUGGAAGGAUGACAAGAAACUUACAAAAGGAGCAAGCCCAAACUGUUCUCAGGGCAGUGUUCAGUCAAACUCCCUUUAGCUUUGCAAUAGCACUUUGGUAUUCAAUCAAAAGUUUAUAGCUGCACUUUUAUCUCCAUCGUAAACACACUCUAGCCACUAUAAUGGCUAACAUCGGUCUCAUCUUUCACUCAACUCUUUAGCUUUAUAUCUGGCAGUUUAGACUGAUUAGGAAGCGCUAUGGCAAACGACCUUAGUCAAACCCUGCUAAACUUAAAGUUGACAAAAUUCUGAGUAAAUACGUAAAAAAAAAAAAGACAAAA
Messenger RNA from Myxocyprinus asiaticus (Chinese sucker), 4156 nucleotides. RefSeq names its product prepronociceptin-like. The coding region runs from base 146 to 886 and encodes 246 amino acids. Lineage: Eukaryota; Metazoa; Chordata; Actinopteri; Cypriniformes; Catostomidae. The transcript is spliced from 3 exons. Gene Ontology annotation, biological process: neuropeptide signaling pathway; chemical synaptic transmission; sensory perception. The record is from RefSeq and is a predicted model, not a curated record. Gene Ontology annotation, cellular component: neuronal cell body; axon terminus; dendrite. Gene Ontology annotation, molecular function: opioid receptor binding.